UAUUUGAUAUUAGCCAAAUUAAAUACUAAAUAUAUUUUUCCCUAUUUCAUAUGUUUAUGUGUGUGUGUGAUAGGCUUGCCUCAUUUAAAGGAUUUGGAACAUCUAGAAUUGGAUGAGUCUAUCAUCAACAACAACAUUCUACAAUCAAUUGGAGUAAUGUCUUCUCUUAAGAAAUUAUCAUUGAGUAGUUGUGAACUUAAUGACACGAAGUUUUUAAACCAAGGUGUGUGUAAACUAAAACAACUCCAAGAGUUAGACAUUUCCAAUAAUGAAAUCAGCGGUAGCUUGCCUUUAUGUCUAGCCAACUUGACAUCUCUUCAAUUUUUGUAUCUCUCUUCCAAUAAUUUCAUCGGAAACAUCUCUUUAUCUGCACUUAGAGGUUUAACGAACCUUGAACAUCUAGCUAUCUCAGACAAUCUUUUCCAAAUCCCAAUCUCAAUGAGUCCAUUUUUCAACCAUUCAAAACUCAAAUUCUUUGAAAAUGAGGGUACAAAUAAAAUAUAUGUAGAAACAAAUGAUCAAAAUUUGACCCCAAAGUUUCAAUUAGAUGAUCUCUAUUUCUCUGGUUAUGCAUGCGGUGGAGUAUUCCCCAAAUUCCUCUAUCAUCAACACAAUCUACAAUAUGUUGAUCUCUCAAGCUUGAAAAUGGGAGGAGGGUUUCCAUAUUGGUUGUUAGAAAACAACACAAAACUACAAGGCCUUUAUUUAAAAAACAAUUCCCUUUCAGGACUUCUUCAAUUACCACAUCAUUCUCAUAUGAAUUUGUUAGUGUUAGAUAUCUCAGAUAAUUUCUUCCAUGGCAAUAUUCCACUGCAGAUAGGAACAUAUUUGCCGAGAUUGAGAUAUAUGGACUUGUCUUCAAAUGAUUUCAAUGGUAUCAUUCCCUCUUCAUUUAGAAAUAUGAGCUUAUUGCGAAGCUUAGACUUAUCCAAUAAUAGUUUGUCAGGUACUAUACCUAAGCACUUAACCAUGGAUUGUGUCUCAUUAAGGGAAGUUUAUUUGUCUGAAAACCAGCUACAAGGAUCAUUGGAAGAUGCAUUUUGUGAUUGCCCUGAAUUGGUUGUGCUAGAUCUUAGCCAUAAUAAUAUGAUUGGAAGCAUUCCAUCAUGGAUUGGAAGAUUUUCUCAAUUGAGCUAUAUGAUCUUGGGUCAUAAUAACAUUGAAGGAGAAAUCCCAAUUCAAUUAUGCAAUUUGACUCAAUUAAGUUUGAUUGAUCUUUCGCAUAAUAAUCUCUCUGGUCAUAUUCUCCCUUGUCUAAGAUCUACAAGUAAUUCAUAUAUGCCAACAGAAGAUAUUCUUAGUAUGGAUGAAGCUUUAGAGUUUACAACAAAGAGUAGAUCCUAUUCUUACAAAAGAGGUAUGCUAUCUUAUAUGUCUGGAAUUGAUCUCUCAUGCAACAAUUUGACAGGCCAAAUUCCUAUCCAAAUUGGAAACCUCAAUGAGAUCCAUGUACUAAAUUUGUCCCAUAACAAUUUGAUAGGAAAAAUCCCAGCAUCAUUUUCCAACUUAAGCCAAGUUGAGAGCUUGGAUCUUUCAUACAACAACUUGCAAGGCCACAUCCCUUCCCAGCUCACUGAGUUAAAUUUUUUGGAAGUUUUCAAUGUGUCAUACAAUAAUUUAUCUGGUAGAACACCUGAAAGGGUUGCACAAUUUGCAACAUUUGAUGAAAGUAGCUAUCGAGGUAACCCUCUUCUUUAUGGAUGGCCAAUGCAAAAGAAUUGGAUUGUAAUGGUAUCUCCUCCAUCAACUUCAAGAAGUUCAAUUAACGAUGAAGAAAGUAAUUUUUUCAUGGAUAUGGGUGUUUUCUAUGUGAGUUUUGGGGUGGCUUACAUUAUGGUCUUAUUGGCAAUUGUUAGCUUCUAUUCAUAA
Molecule: messenger RNA, 1869 nt
Organism: Hevea brasiliensis (rubber tree)
Lineage: Eukaryota; Viridiplantae; Streptophyta; Magnoliopsida; Malpighiales; Euphorbiaceae
Product: cuscuta receptor 1
Exons: 2
Molecular function (GO): protein binding
Source: RefSeq, a predicted model, not a curated record